Molecule: messenger RNA, 882 nt
Organism: Apis dorsata (giant honeybee)
Lineage: Eukaryota; Metazoa; Arthropoda; Insecta; Hymenoptera; Apidae
Gene: Ptx1
Product: pituitary homeobox homolog Ptx1
Exons: 5
Biological process (GO): regulation of transcription by RNA polymerase II; anatomical structure morphogenesis
Cellular component (GO): nucleus
Molecular function (GO): RNA polymerase II cis-regulatory region sequence-specific DNA binding; DNA-binding transcription factor activity, RNA polymerase II-specific
Source: RefSeq, a predicted model, not a curated record
CACUCGGCGGCUGCCGCUUCCAUGGCAGGCCUCCACGGCGAUCAUCUUCAAGGAGCGAUGCACCACCACGAUUUACACGGCAACUCGCACCACGACGCCUCCAUGCUGCACAAUUCCAACCAUCAGUUGCACGAGCCGCUGGAGAAGCUGAAACGUGUAUGGGCACAGGGCGACUUCCGGGACGAGGUGACCGGGGGUUUGGCAAGGCUCGAUUUGACGGGUCACGGAGCUCACACUCCCGGUGGAAGCAACCCCAGCACACCGGGUGCGACACCCACGACACCCUCCGGUGGAUUUUCUACCGCACAACCUAGGUCCCGCACGAACACGACACACAGGCCGGAUAUCCGAAAAGAUGUUGCGACACCGACAGAGGUGAAACACGAAUUGGGAGCCGGUGGAGGGGUUGUCUCCCCUGACGGUGUGGUUGGGGUAAAUAACGCGGACGAUAAGGAUGGAAAGAAGAACAAACGCCAGAGGCGGCAGAGGACGCAUUUCACGUCCCAACAACUUCAAGAGCUCGAAGCUUUGUUCAUGAGGAAUCGGUAUCCAGAUAUGUCGACCAGGGAAGAAAUAGGUCUGUUCACCAAACUUCCAGAACCUCGUGUCAGGGUAUGGUUCAAAAAUAGGCGGGCGAAGUGGCGGAAACAGACGCGGAACGCGAACACCGCGGCGGAUACGGUUGACUUCAAGCCCGGUUUCGGCGCCAGCCUGAACAGCUUCAUCGGCCAACCGUUCGCAGACCCGGACGCCCUCUACAGCUCGUACAGCCCGUACAACAACUGGGCGGCCAAAGUGCCCUCGCCUCUGAGCAGCAAAAGCUUCCCCUGGGUGAACACCCUGGGCUCGGUGGUUCCGACGGCGUCCUUAACAUUUGCUUAA